AUGCAGCUCAAGCUCUCCUUUGUCGCCGGCCUGAUCGCCAGCUCCCUCGCCCUCGCUGCGCCCGUCGCCGAGGAGAAGGGCAUCAACGUCGAGCUCACCAAGCGCGACAGCCUCACCAACGGCUCGGGCCACGUCGACUUCGGCAAGGUCGAUCGCCACAUCAACGCCCUCCGCGCCAAGUACCAGAAGAACCUCGACAACUACCAGCGCAACACCGGCGCCUCGCACCGCGUCAAGCGCUCGCUCCCGGAGCACCUCGAGAAGCGCGCCACCGGCUCCGUCCCGCUGACCGACGUCUCCAACGAGCUCCUUUGGACCGGAAAGAUUGCCUACGGCACCCCCGCCCAGUCCUUCAACAUCGACUUUGACACUGGCUCCUCGGACACCCUCGUCAACGCCGGCACCUACCGCCCCGGCUCUUCGUCGACCUCGGUCAAGACCUCCAAGGCAUUCUCCACCGCCUACGGCGACGGCACCACGGCCAAGGGCACCGUCUACACCGACGCCCUCACCAUCGGCGGUCUGACGGCCUCCAGGGUCGCCAUCGGCCUCUCGACCACCACCUUUGUCACGGACAGCGCCGGCAUCAGCGGCAUGGCCUUCCCCAACCUCGCUCAGUUCGGCUCGGCCUACCCUCCCUUCUUCUACAGCCUCAAGAACCAGGGCAAGCUCAACGCCGGUGUCUUCCAGUUCACCCUGGCCAAGACUGGCUCGUCGCUCUACCUCGGCGGCACCGACGCCUCCAAGUACUCGGGCAGCUUCACCUGGUCGCCCGUCGACAGCAGCCAGGGCUUCUGGCUCACCUCGGCCAGCGUCAACGGCCUCUCGAUCGACAGCAUCGUCGACACCGGCACCACCGUCAUCGUUGCCCCCACCAACGAGGCCCAGUCGCUCUUCAACAGGCUCGGCCUGGACACCUUCACCCAGGACAACCAGCUCUACGGUGCCUACGACUGCAACUCGCCCCCCAGGGUCACCUUCAACUACUCGGGCAAGGCCAUCACCCUGAGCGGCGACACCGUCAAGUUCGGCACCACCACCGACGGCUCCUGCGUCCUCUCGGUCGUCGGUGGCGACGUCGGCAUCAGCGCCUGGGUCACCGGUGACUCGCUCCUCCAGAACACUGUCGCCGCCUUUGACGUCGACAACAGCCGCGUCGGCUUCGCCACCAAGCGCUAA
Molecule: messenger RNA, 1179 nt
Organism: Pseudozyma flocculosa PF-1
Lineage: Eukaryota; Fungi; Basidiomycota; Ustilaginomycetes; Ustilaginales; Ustilaginaceae
Exons: 1
Coding region: 1-1179 (392 amino acids)
Biological process (GO): proteolysis
Molecular function (GO): aspartic-type endopeptidase activity
Source: RefSeq, a predicted model, not a curated record